GAAGGAUGGGGGAGAGAGCGAGAUAGAGACCGGGAGGGAGAGAGAGAGAGAAGCGCGAGCGCACUCGUUUGGAUUCACUCCACUUUCUCAGCACUCACGGUGCAGUCGCGCGACCUGCUCCGUGCUGAACCGGGAGGCGGACAGAGUUUGAGGCGGCUGAGCGGUGACCGCGCGUCGGAGUGGGAACUACCCGGAGACCCGCUGCUGACAGCUCCCGGACCUUGUGUUUGUUGCUCGGGUCGUUUUUUUUAAAAAAAAAACAAAAAAACAAAAAACAUUUCUGCCCUGUCCCGGUGCUCUGUCCAUCUCAACCCCAACAUCUCCCCACGCGUGCCACCAGCGGAGGAUGCUGCUGCUGCUGCCGCUGUCCGUAAAGCCCGGGCGGCGAUAACGUUUCUGCGGAGUAACUGAGUGACCCAACUCCUCCCCACCCCUCCUCGCCCGGACGGGUCUGCCCCCACCCCCCUCCUCCUCCUCCUCCCCGGCUGGACUCCAGCUCCAGCCGCUCCUCCGGUGAGAGGAAGGACUGUCGGGCUGACGCGCAGCGCUGAUCACGACACUCAGAGUGGACAGAGAUUUGAGAGAAAUUGGAGUAAUCACCACCCCUGGCUGUCUGACUGGAUUGUUUGGUUUGUUUAGAGAUUUGAUUUUCGGGAUUCUUAUUUUUCUUUUUUUUUUCCCGGGAGGUCUGGAGCGGCUCCGUCUUGGUACCGAGGAGGAGCGGAGCCUGUAGCCAGGCUGGAGCGCUCAGAGCCGGGGAACCGCGCAGCUCUUACCCGGUCCAGAGCGGUGUUUUCUGGCAGAGACAUGGCGGCGCCGAGGUGUGAAGCUUUGUUCUUUUUAGCUGCCGUCCUGCUGGUGUCUUGCAGCGCCGCGCCCACUGACAUCCUCUAUCGGGUUCUUGAGGAGCGACCGCCCAACACGCUGAUUGGCAGCCUGGCGACAGACCAGGGCCUGCCCAAUGCCGGUCAUCUCUACAAGCUGGAGGUGGGUGCGCCGUACCUGAGGGUCGACGGCUCGACCGGUGACAUCUACACCACCGAGAUCCCCAUUGACCGUGAGACGCUGAGAGACUGCCGCAACCUGUUCGAGGGCGACAAAUGCUACCUGGAGUUCGAGGUGUCGAUCACUGACAUGGUGAAGGGUAUCGGCACGGGGCCGCGGCUCAUUGAAGGUCGCAUCGAGGUCCUGGACAUAAAUGACAACACGCCGCAGUUCUCCUCGCCUAUCCUGACUCUGUCCAUUCCCGAGAACACGCACAUCGGCGCCCUCUUCUCCAUCCCCAUGGCCACUGACAGAGACUCGGGGAGCAACGGCGUGGCAGAUUACUCUCUUAGCAGUAGCACCGGAUCAGACGCUGACCAGCUCUUCAGCCUGCAGGUCGCCGUGGACGCAGAGGAGAAGCUGCCACAGCUGGUCGUGAUGGGCAACUUAGAUCGUGAGAUAAAGGACUCGUAUGACCUGAACAUCAGGGUACAGGAUGGCGGGAAUCCUUCGAGGGGCAGCAGCGCUCUGCUGAGAGUUACGGUGACCGACCAGAAUGACUGCACUCCGAAGUUUGAGAAAAGUCACUACGAAGCUGACCUACCAGAAAACAGUCCACCGGGACACUCUGUACUGCAGGUCAAAGCCAACGACGCAGACACUGGACUCAAUGGAGAGAUAGACUACAGCCUCCAUCAAGCAUCAGAAUCUGUCCAAAGGCUUCUGCGCAUUGACCGCGCAACAGGCAUCGUCUACGUCAAAGGUCUUGUGGACAGAGAAGAAGAAAACUUUCUCAAGUUCUUUGUGGUGGCAAGAGAUCGUGGACCGAAUUCCAAGAGUUCCAAGGUCCUUGUGACCGUACACGUCAAGGACCAAAAUGACAAUGCACCAGCCAUUGAGAUCCGUGGUAUUGGCUUGGUAACACAUCACGAUGGUGUGGCCAACAUUUCUGAGGAUAUGCCCAUUGGUACACCAGUGGCACUGGUCCAGGUGUCAGACCGUGAUGAGGGGGAAAAUGCUGUGGUGACAUGUGUUGUUGCUGGUGAUGUUCCAUUUCAGCUUCGUCCCGCAAGUGAGUCAGCCAACGAUCGGAAGAGAAAAUACUUCCUGCAGACAACAACCCUGCUGGAUUAUGAGCGUAUUAAGGAUUACAGGAUUGAAAUAGUCGCUGUGGAUUCUGGAAACCCAGCUCUGUCCAGCACUAACGCUCUCAAAGUCCAGGUUACAGACAUUAAUGAUAAUGCACCAAACUUUUCCCCUUCAACUGUUGAGGUGGACUUUGCAGAAGGCAACCAGCCAGGAGACAAAGUUCUAGACAUUGUGGCGACAGAUGCAGACAGCGGCACAAACGCAGAGUUGUUCUAUAGCAUCACUGAGCCAACCGCCAGAAGGCUCUUUAAAAUUAAUUCCAGCACUGGAGAAGUUCGUGUGAAUCACUCAUUGGAUCGGGAAGAAAAAGAGCGUUAUGAAUUCCGUGUAAUUGCAGCAGACAAGGGUGUGCCUAGUAAAACCGGCACUGCCACGGUGGUGGUGAAUGUUCUAGAUUGCAAUGACAAUGACCCGAAGUUUACACUGAAUGGCUAUAGCUUCUCUGUCAUAGAGAACAUGCCUCCACUCAAUCCUGUUGGUGUAGUGACAGUCAAUGAUGCAGAUAAGGAUGAGAAUUCCCAAGUCAGGCUGUUUGUGGAACAGGACAAUGGCAUGUUUCUCAUCCAGAAUGGCACAGGAACCAUCCUGUCAAGCAUCUCCUUCGACCGUGAAAAGAAGAGCACCUACACGUUUCAACUAAAGGCUGUGGAUGGUGGUAACCCACCUCGAUCCUCCUAUGUGGGUGUGACCAUCAAUGUCUUGGAUGAAAAUGAUAAUGCCCCAUAUGUUACCAGGCCGUCUAACUCGUCCUUUGUACACCUACCGGUUGGGACCCGACCAAACACACAUGUGGAGGUGGUAAAAGCUGAGGACAUUGAUGCUGGACUCAAUGCUGAGCUAGAGUAUACCAUCAUAGGUGGAAAUCCAUAUGAUCUGUUCCAAAUAUCUACCAAUGAUGGGGAAAUCACAGCAGCGCAAGAAUUAACCCCCAAGUAUAAUGGGCUACAUCGGCUGGUAGUGAAGGUUGUUGAUAAGGGCAAACCUCCUCGUAACACCAUUGCACUAGUUCAUGUUUUUGUAAAUGAAACGAAAUCAAAUGUCUCCCUCAUUGAAGCGCUGGUUGGACACAGCCUCUACACCCCUUUGGACAGGGACAUUGCCGGAGAUCCCAACUAUGCCUAUUCUCAGCAAAGCAAUAUUCUGUAUGGCAGUCUUGCCGGUUUUGCUGUUGUCAUUUUAGUUAUAGUUGCCGUGGUCCUCAUCAGACGCUGGGUACAGAAGGAUACCAAGAGUGGUUACCAGGCCGGCAAGAAGGAGAGUAAGGACCUGUAUGCCCCAAAGCAGGGCCCUAAAAAUGGCAAAGGGAAAAAGAGCAAAAAGGGGAAGGCUCCAAAACCAGCUAAGACAGGAGAAGACGAUGAGGACGCCAGUCUACAAAAAGGCCUCAAAUUCAACUUAAUCAAUGAGAAUGUCAAUGACAGUCCCAGAAUCCACCUGCCCCUUAACUAUCCACCAGGGAGCCCUGAUCUGGGGCGCCACUAUCGCUCCAACUCCCCGUUACCAUCCAUCCAGCUGCAGCCACAGUCACCGUCUGCCUCCAAGAAGCACCAGGCUGUUCAGGACCUCCCUGCCACCAAUACCUUCGUGGGGACGGGCGACAACAACUCUACUGGCUCCGACCAAUAUUCGGAUUACAGCUACAAGGCCAACCCACCCAAAUACAGCAACAAACAGGUAGGAGACUACGCAAACACAGCAGUGUACCCCAGGGAUAUCCAUUGGACCAACCGGGUGUGGUAGUCACGCUGAGACUUAUUUGGCAAAGCCAAUGUUCUUCCACCAAAGCUGCACUGAUUUCCCUGCACAUCACCCACCUCCUCACAGCUGUGAUUCCUUUUAUUUUAAGUUUGGUUCUGUUCACCAUUUGUGUUCUGUUCUGCUCAGUUUUGGGUAUUCACUUCAACAUGGACACCACAAAGCCACAGAAUGAAGGAUUGCAGGGCUAGACCAAAUAUGGGCUUACCAAUUUGUCAGUUCCUUACAGUAACCUCUCUCCUAAAACGGACUCUGUUGAUCUAAAACAUAUUUACGGGAGGAUAUUUAUGUUUGAGGUAAUGGGUCUUUUUUUUUUUUUGAUGAUGUUUUUGAGCCUUGCAUUCAAAUGUUUAAUUUCUGCAGAAUUUGAUUAAAAGUUCCUGUUAUAGCGAAAUAUGUGAUAUUUCAAAGAAUUACUUAUAAUGUUAUGUAAAUCCAAGUUUGAUAGCAUACAUUCGAUUGAGCCCCCUGUUCAACUUGGAAAUCCCAUAUGGGUCUGUCCUUAGCAUCUGUGUUUUUCAUUUGUUUGUGUUUCAUUUUACCUUUUUUUAUGGUGGAUUAAAUGAAGGACAUUAUGAGUUUUUCCCCAUUUUAUUAUUCGCAAAUGUUCUUGGAGUUCUUUGAGCACCCAUUGAAAGGUUCAUGCUGACAUCCUCAUUAUGUCUGAAUGUGUUAUUCUUUUCUUUUUUUCUGGAGAGCUGACUUGAGGCUUAAAGCUGCUCUUUAUGGCCGGAUCAGCUUGUUGAAGUGUGACAAAGAGUGACUGUGAAUUCCUGAGUUAGUUUUCUUUCUUUUUUUUUAACCAAUUUUUAUUGUUUCUUAGCUUUCUUUUGCCAGGAAGUAGACUGGCUGAGCAGCACUUUAGUGUUUCCAUACAGUUCAGACCAAUUUAAGGUAAUUUCAGCUCAG
Messenger RNA from Oreochromis aureus, 4797 nucleotides. RefSeq names its product protocadherin-1-like. Gene Ontology annotation, molecular function: calcium ion binding. The transcript has 3 exons. Gene Ontology annotation, biological process: homophilic cell-cell adhesion. The record is from RefSeq and is a predicted model, not a curated record. Gene Ontology annotation, cellular component: plasma membrane. Bases 808 to 3873 code for a protein of 1021 amino acids. Lineage: Eukaryota; Metazoa; Chordata; Actinopteri; Cichliformes; Cichlidae.